CCCAAACCCUAAGAGUCCGGGAAUGGUUCUUAAAGUUCCUUUCAGCAAGUCAUAAGGUGAAACAUGAGCAAAGGCUUCUUCAACAACCACCGUUGUCUGAAGAUAAAAGGUAGAUGUCGAGAGAACAUAGAGAGUAAUGACGAAAACCAAAUGUUCCACUAUAGAACCCAAACGACACCUCAGCGUUUACUGGGUAGUGACUUCCUCACCCCGAAAAGCAUCCGUAUUGUGGCCAUCCACACAAAUAUCUGUUUCCUUCUACAGGUUAACGACAAAGUGAACUCCACCAGAUCACCUUCACAUUUCCAUAGGUGGGUUGCGGUGACAGACACAGUUAUUGUUUCUCAUCCAUCGAUAGAGAAACUAGCAGGCUGGUGUUUCUCGCUCUCUUCUCUCUCUGACUGACUGCUUCAACAACGUCAUUCCAUAAGCACGCCCCACACACACACACACCCCACCAUGCUCUAUCUUAAAGGGACAUUCACCAAUAGUAAUCUAGUCCGGUCCUGAUGUUACUGUUGGGGUCGAGGAGGUUCGAUGCUCUGCCAUUGCUUGGUGAUUCCAGCACAGGGAGACUGACCCAACCAGGUCCCCGUUAGGUCUGGCCCGGACCUCCCAGUGGGACUCCAUCAGACCAAACCCCCGACUGCUGCCGCCUUCUCAACAAAUCCACGGAGGCACCGAACCGGUUCUCCGCCGCCGGUGGUUGGGUGAUCGCUCUCCUCCCAUGGAAGUGAGCCACAUCUCCGGGUGUGGUCGUCAGCUGAAACCCUGGACCCGCGGGCCCUGGGUGACCAGAACACACAAACUGGAUCGGUCUCAUCCCGCUGCCUCCACAGACGCUGCUCGACCUGUUGAGUUCCUCCGGCGGAUUGUGUUUUGCCACAUAGACGGGGGCGUUCCCCGGGAGACCGGUUCGGGCCCAACCCACAGCAUUACUCAGCGGCCACCGACACUGCCCCCCUCCCCCGCUGUUCAGUACCCUCUCAGUGAAACCACGUCAGCUGAGACAGACAGUCGGGGAGACCGAGCGGCGGGGAGCGGGCUGUGCAGAGGUGAUAGGUCAGCACUUUGAAAAUUAUGAAAUAUUUCCUCGGUUUCUUGGUGGGAAUUGGAUUCAGUUUGGCUUCAGUUGAGUUUAAAGUUUGUACACCAGAAGCACCAGUGACUGCUGUCUAUGGCCAGUACACAGUACUGACGUGUAGCUUCCCGGUUCAGGUUGAGAUACCACUGGAGAAACUGGUCAUCAACUGGCAACGUGUCGAGAAGGAGGAGGUUGUUUACAGUUAUUAUUAUGGGAAAGAGCAACCAAGUCACCAAAGCCCUCGGUAUUCAGGGAGGACAAGCUUAUUCCCUGAAGACUUUAAAAAUGGGAACGCUUCAUUGAAGCUGGACUGGGUGAGAGCAGAGGAUGUUGGACAGUACCUGUGCUUUGUCGGUGGUUUAAAAGGAAGUGGCCAAGGGAUUGUCUCGCUCACUUUUGCAGCAUACUAUAAGGAACCAAACCUUUUAAUCAAGUUAAUACCAUCUGGGAUGAUGUUCACAUUUGAGUCUCGAGGUUAUCCUGCAGCCACUGUUUCUUGGUACAAUAAAGAAAGAGAGAACAUUUCCUCACUGUCUGAGACCUUGUACCAACAAGAUGGAGAUGGUCUAUACUUGUUGCAGAGUAUUCUGAAAGUCAGUGGUGCCAACAAGAGUUCCAGCUACACUUUCCUGUUAAGAAAUGAUGUUUUACAUCAAUCAAUUUCCAGAACUUUUGAUCUUUCCAUAGAAACAAAAGCUGAUGACAUUUCAAAAAGAAAUAAGUGGAUGCUGGCACUCUCUCUUCUCACCACUGAAUUUGGAAUCAUUUUAAUUCUGGCCAAAGCUUUGUGGAGGAAAGAAGUUUCACAACAGGAGCUAGAGUUGUGACUGCUCGUUGUUCGUUUGACUGAGCAUGGUACACACCAGGACUCUUCAGGGGCUGUAAUUGUACAAGGACUUCUCCAGGAACACUGAAAUCAAUGAGACAAGAGAGAUCUUGCUUUUUGCAGCCUUCUUUGUUCAAACUGCUGAAUAUCAGGACAUCACCCGAAAACCCAAAAACUGCAGAUGCUGGAAAUCUGAAAUAAAAACAGAAAAUGCUGGAAACACUCAACAGGUCAGGGAGCAUCUGUGGAAGGAGAAUCAGUUAGCAUUUCAGGAUCAUUCAUCAGAGCCAUGUUUCAGGUGUGGGGAGGAGUUGUCCAGUUCUGAUGAGGAAUGUGGAAUCACAGAGCACUACAGCACAGAAACAGGCCCUUUGGCCCAUCUAGUCCAUGCCAACCUGAUCUUCUGCCUAGUCCCAUCUACCUGCACCCGGACCAUAUCCCUCCAAACCCCUCCCAUCCAUGUACCUAUCCAAACUUCUCUUAAACGUUACAAUUGUAGUGAUACCACGUUAUCAUCUAAAUCAUUAAUUUAUAAUCAUAAAACGACUGACCCAGCACUGAUCCCUGGGGCACACCACUAGUCACAGGCCUCCAGUCAGAGAGACAGCCAUCUACUACCACUCUCUGGCUUCUCCUGCCAGAGACCUGAGACAUUCAUAUUGUGUUAGAAGUGGGCAGUGCAUCACUCGGUAUAUCAUGGAAUCUUGCAGCAUGGAGAGAGAUUUUCCAGUCCAUCGUGUCUUGUCUGUUCUUAGUGAGUGCUGUUGAAUUAAUCCCAUCCUGUGCUCUCUUCCCCCACAGCCCCUGCAAAUGUUUAGCCUUCAAGUAUUUAUCCAGUUCUUCUUUGAACAUUAUGAUUGACUAUGUUUGCAUUGUCCUUUCACAAGAUGCACUCCAACAUAAACAGCACUCAGUUUUAGAAAAUAUCCCAUUUUCUGUUGCUCUUUUGUGUGUUUUUUGUUUCCUGAUGGUAUCUGUCCAACAGUUAGAGGUGUACAAAAUAUUAAGAGGAAUAGAUAGAGUAGACAGCCAGCACCUCUUUCCCAGGGCAUCAAUGCUCAAUACAAGAGGGCAUGGCUUUAAAGUAAUGGGUGGGAAGUUCAAGGGAGAUAUCAGAGGGAGGUAUUUUACCCAGAGAGUGGUUGGGGCAUGGAAUGCGCUGCCUGGGGUAGUGGUGGAGGCAGGUACUUUGGUCAAAUUCAAGAGAUUACUAGAUAGGCAUAUGGAGGAAUUUAAAAUAGAGGGAUAUGUGGGAGGAAGGGGUUAGAUGUCUUAGGCGAAGUUUAAAGGUCGGCACAACAUUGUGGGCCGAAGGGCCUGUAUUGUGCUGUACUGUUCUAUGACCUAUGAUGAUCCAUUGUUUCUCUCCACUGCCGCCGCCUGACCUGCGGAGUGUUUCCAGAAUGUUGUGUUUUUGAACUAGGUUGCCUUCGUUCGGAAAUUGCUACGGGAAGCAAACUAUUUAUUUCUAUGAUGGAAAGUUGAUGACGAUGAAAUGAAUGCACUGUUUCCAGCGCUUUUUAUUUUUAUUUCAUUUUGAUAAGCUAGUUAACAUUGUCAGUUAGUAUUAAGUUCCAAAAACACAGAAUAACAUAAUACUUUGUUUUCUACUGUGUUGGUUUCUGUGCUAUGACCAACCGUACUUGUGACUUGUAUUUGCAUCCGCUCUGUGUCAUAUGUUGGACACACAAAACUUUUAGCAUGAGUUUUUGA
Messenger RNA from Pristis pectinata (smalltooth sawfish), 3623 nucleotides. Its product is annotated as CD276 antigen-like. NCBI's taxonomy places the organism in Eukaryota, Metazoa, Chordata, Chondrichthyes, Rhinopristiformes, Pristidae. The coding region runs from base 1081 to 1911 and encodes 276 amino acids. The record is from RefSeq and is a predicted model, not a curated record. The transcript has 6 exons.